ACAACAAGCCAGCCCUCCAAUAACAUCUCUCGGAUAGACAGUAUUGAAAAAUCACGUGGCAUGAGAGGAUGGCAGAUCCAGGCUGCCUCCAGAGGCACACACUGUGUUUUUUAUCAACAUUACUUUCCCAGAAGGUUCCGGAGAAGUCUGACGCCGUGCUUCGAUGCAUGAUAGCUGGUCAGCCCAAGCCAGAGGUGACUUGGUAUAAGAAUGGUCAAGCCAUAGACGAGGGAGGCACUGUUUCCAGUUACGAGUUCUUUGAGAACCAGUAUGUUCAUCUGCUGCAUCUCUCAUGCUGUACCCAGAGUGAUACUGCUGUUUAUCAAGUCUCUGCAAGAAGUUGUGUGGGGAUGAUCUGCUGUUCGGCAUCCAUUGAGGUCCAGUGUCUGCAGGACGCACAAGUGUCUCCUGACCCAGUAGGCGGCAGGGGUGUGGCUGGCCAACAUGAAACAGAGAUACAUGCAGAAGGCAGCAUAAAUCACACGGAGGAGAAAGGGAACCCUUGUAAGGAAGAAGAAAGUAUGGUCCCGUGGGUUUGCCUGUCAGCUGAUUCCUCCCCCCACAAACUCAACCACUCAUGGCCACCCCAGAGAGUGGCCAAUUAUGAGUCUGGUGCUUCCGAUUCUGAGAACCCUCCAGAUGUUAAAAAGACAAGACAAAGGACAGAGCCUUGCAAUCCAAAUAACACACAAGAAAAUUCCUUUCGUUCAGAUAACACUACUGGGAAACAAGAUGCAUGCCAGCACAGGACAGUGUACGCCACUGUCCCAGGGUUAAUUGGCGAUGGCCUAGGUAGCAAAGGGUCUAAUGAGGAGGGUGCCACCCCUAGUCAUCAAAACCCCAAAGCACAGAAAUACAUCAGUUUCAGCCUUCCACUGCCGGAAGCAACACUGUGUCCUUACCCAGGUGACAGCCACUCCAUCAACACGCAGCCGGGCCCACAGGUUUCCAGCGAAGACUCUGACAGUGACUAUGAACUUUGCCCAGAGAUAACCCUAACCUACACGGAGGAGUUUUCGGACGAUGACCUGGAGUAUCUGGAAUGUUCCGAUGUUAUGACAGAUUACUCUAAUGCCGUUUGGCAGAGGAGCCUGCUGGGGACUGACCGAGUUUUUUUAUUAGAGAGCGAUGACGAAGAGAUGCAAUUCAAUGAGUGCGGUCUGGGUGGGUGUGAGCAUUUCCUCAGUGAAAUGGGUUGUGGGCCUCAGGUGUCGGGUGACAUGGGGCCUACGAAUGCCACCACUGGCUUGUGCAGUUAUCACUCACAACCCCAAGAAGUGGGGGUCAAGAACAGCGGAACCUCCAGGCAUAGUCCCUUACCCCUGCAUGCGGGAAUGACUCUCACUCUGGGACCUCACCAGGAUGGGACUGCUAAAAUGACUGAACCAGGAAGGGCUCCACUCCCCACUGCUUCCGAGGCUGACGAAAAUGAUUGUCCAGGAAUUCGGGGAGAAACCAGAGACAACCCUGAAGCAGGAGAGGAAUUCUCCAGUGACAGUCUGCAAACCGUGGAUAAGGCAGAGACAGAGGCAGGGGUGCAGCCCUUGCCUAGGGGGUUAGACAAGUCAGAAGUGAGGCAGAGUUUGAAAAGCCUGGCCGGGGAAAGAGCAGAUGAAAAGCAUCCAGGCAGCGGAAAGGCUGCCCUGAGACCCACCAGGGUGAGGCGGCUCGGAAUGAAGGCAAAUGCCAAGAAGCAGCUGCUGAAAGACAAUGCCCCAAAAGGCACGCUUGAUCCCCUCCCCAAGGCUCCCCAAGGCUCCUUAACCGGGAGCUAUGGACAAGAGCCCACACAGUCUGAGGUAGGAGAUCCUGGCUGGAAUUCCCACUUUCACACAGAACCGUGCAUUCUGCUUCCUGCAGAGCAAGACUCUAAAACCCCUCGACCACCAGCAGAACCACUUCCGAAUGAAGGGGACACAAGCUUUGAGGGAGAAGGGGAACUGUUUACUAAAUUAUCUGAAGCAAGCCAGAUUCCAGACCAGACUGACCAUCUUCAGAUGCAAAUUGAGGAAACCACUGGGGAGAGAAAUUAUCUCGACAAGAUGCCAGCUUUCUCCCUGCCUGCUGGGGAGGCGUCUUCAUUCACUGGGACCACAACAAAUUUUGUCUUCAACUUGAGUGAUAUCAACAAGGAAAAUGCAUCACUGGCCCAACACCUGGACCUGGAAAGCUGUCCUCAAGGGCUCUGUCAGAAAGCCAGACAAAACAGAGAAGGCAACAUGCCUGGCAACCUCUGGGCAGAGCCAGCACAUGAACUGAGUGCCCUAGAAGACAAUGAUGAAGUGUCCCAGGUUCUAUCCUCUGCACACCUCUCUCCCAGUGACAGUGUCCACUGCAGGGAGCCAGUGGCUUUCUCUGCUGCUGGCUCUCAGCCCACUGUUCCCUCCCUCCCCCUGGAAAAUGUGGGCAGUGGGUGUGUGAUGGGGUGUUUUGAAGCUGGUGACCAAGAAACAUGUUAUGAUACCAUGGAUCUUCCCGUUAGAGCAUCAGUUGAUAAAUAUUUGCCUCAUGAAGUUUGCCCCAUGGACUUGGAACUGACAGAAGGUCAAAGCAAAGUAUAUGAUUUAUGUUCUCCUGACAAGACACUGGCUAUGCUUCAAAUGCAAGGUCCUCAGCCUGCACAGUCUACAUAUGAGUGCAGUGAGGAUGGAGAGCCAGCCGAGUCCCCUGUUCCUAAUAGUACCUUCAGCUGGAACAUAUCACAGGAGGCCAGCGGAGGUGCUGUGGGGGAAACUCCAGCUGAUGUGGGGAAGUCCCCCUUCAUCUUCUCUUCCACAGGACCCUACAACUUAGGAGGGCCCAGGGAGACACAGCCCCUUUGUUCUGAGAAUAACUCCAUUGUGAACAUUAAUGAAGGAGGCCAUGAAAGCGCCCAUCUGGGCGUUCCAGUUGCCAUAGACACACUUGUCAGUUACAGUUCAGUCAGGGGAUGCCCAAAAGAACAGUCAACACCAUCAACUGCUAACGUUGAUUGCUAUCAGGUGACCAAGGAGACCGAGGACACAUUAGCUGAUGACGCCAGUGUCCGUGCAAUCAAACGCCACACUGUUUCAGUUCUUGGGGACACCAGCCUUGUUGAUGGUGCUGACCAGGCCUCAUGUGAGGCUCAGAAGGAAAAUAAUUUCCAAUCUCUUUUUGACUUACAGCCAGGCCAUUCUUUAAGCAGCUCUACUAGAGGGAUGUUUAUCCCAGCACCCAGUAUUCCAGGAGCUCAUGACCCCUCCUCACUCCCUGAGGGGCAGGAUCCGUGGAGUGCUUCCUUUCAGACUGAUAACCAGCUUGGGUAUAAGACCCAGAUAGUGGAGAUAGCUCACGAUGGAGGCCUUGAAGAGGACUUCCAGGAAAAGGGAAGUGAAACACAACAGUGUGCAUCCCACCAGCAUUCUCUUUCUGUAAGUGAUUUCCAAGAACUUCUGCCCCCAAUAUGUGCCAUGCAACAGAAGGCCAAUUCGGAACCCUUGGAGCACUCCCCAGCCGCUUCCAGGGAAGAAACUGGGUGUAGCUUGGAUCCAAGGACCAGUGUCUCAGUGGUGGCUGAGAAGACCAUGGAAGGUGAUAGUCAGUCGCUAAGCAGUAUUCCAUCUCUCCCUGACAUACUCCUUCAAGAAAAAGAAGACAUUGGACUAGGAAGUUGGGCUGUGGGCAGCAAGGUGAAGAUCAUAACACUAGAGGCACCUGUUUAUGAAAUAUGGCCACCAGAACAAGAGAUGCAUUCUGGGUACAAGAAGGCAGCAGCUGGUUUCACAGACCCUGGCAGGGGCUGUGCUCUGCCUGACAUUCUAAGAGCAGGUGCUACCAGGCCUGAACCAGGUGCCUUGGGAGUAGUGUCAUGGCUUCCCAGCCCUCAAGCUGACAUUAUCACAGCCCUUGUUGCCAACAGAGACACCUGUGCAGGUGAUGAAGCAUCCAGACACAAGUAUUGCAGCAGUCCAUCUUCCCAGUGUCGGGGCCAGCCCACACUCCUGGAGUCAUCUGUAGACCCUGUUGAGGAAGAGGGGUUUGAUGUCCCAGUCUCUUCACUAGAGGCUUCCAAAAGUGGAGAGAUGGAAAACAUUGAAACCACAAACAAAGAACAGGAAGGAAGUGAGAGGAAGCUGUGUGAUCCUACCUUUGUUAACCAGUUUAUGAGCUUCCCUAGGGUCCUGGAGUCCUCUGUGGAUCCCAUCCAUGACAGAAGUGAGAUGCAGUGUGUCUGGUCUGAGAAGCCAGAGCUCUCAAACUCCAACACAGAAGGGAAUGAAUCUGCCGAUAGAAGCACAUGUCAGAGGGCAGACAUCCAGCCCGCUACCCUGCAGCUUCCACACCCCCAGAACAGUGGGGAAAUCAUUCCAAACGGAAGCGCAAUCAACCAAAAUCAUGUAGACAAAGAGCAAGCAGAUGCCAAACAAAGCCAGGCCAAGAAAGCAAAAGCAGAGGCCCAGGCUGCUAUUUGCCAAGCCCAAUGUCCUGGUGAAGAGAGACAAAGAAUUGCAAGUGUACACAACCUGAACCAAAUACAAGAUGGUAACAACAGAAGCCUAGGAGAGGCUGGGCAAAUGAGAGGGAACAUAGCUGAAUUAAUUUCCUCCAUGUCACCUCUUUCUAAUUGUCUCAUAGGAAUGACUCUUGCAUCUGUUGAGGUUGAUACCAUUGACUCCACAGGCCACUGUGGAUCUGAGCCCAGAAACCAUCAAGAUGUACCUCCUCCGUGGAAGGAAAAAGGAACCAUGGAGAGCGAGUGUGGGAAACACGUGCCCUCUUUGAGUGAUCUCACACAGAUGCCUUGUACUUCAUGUCCCAAAGGAAAUGUCACAUGCUUGUCAAUAAGCCAAGACAUUGAGGAACUGAAAUCGGAGGAGCUUCAAAUUGGGGAAACCAAACCCCUAAACUCACCCCACUCCCCAACAAUGACCUUGGCUUUCAUUUCAGGAGAAUGUGACUCAGAGAAAGCCCCUGAAGGCAUAUUACUUAAGGACCAGUGUCAAAAGGGCUCCACAAUGGAUAGCAGGGAAAAGUCCAGAGAGGAACCCCAGAAGCACGUGGAGGCCCAGCCCAGCAAGGCACCUGGGGCCCAAUCAGCAAUGACUGGGUCAGAGGAGGACAAGAAAAACCAAGCAGCCUCUGGGAGUGGACAUUUAGCAGCAGGGGUAAAAAAGAAAAUUCUAUCCAGGGUAGCAGCCCUGAGACUCAGACUGGAGGAGAAAGAAAACAUGAGAAAGAACUCCAUUAUGAAGAAAACACCCAAGUAUGAAAAGUCCUUGUCCCGCACUGACCAGAAAAAGGACUCCAAAAAGGCCCCUUGCAAAGCAGAAGGGAAAGCUCCAGUGUUGUUGAAGAAGAUCCAGGCUGAGAUGGCACCCGACCGCUCUGGGAAUGUAAAGCUGAGCUGCCAGUUUGCAGAGAUUCAUGAAGAUUCUACCAUCUGGUGGACAAAAGAUUCGAAGUCAAUAGCCCAGGUUGAGAGAAGCAAAGGGGACAACUCCAGUGUUUCCUUGGCCAUCGUCCAAGCUGGUCAGAAGGACCAGGGCCUGUAUUACUGCUGCCUCAAGAACAGUUAUGGAAAAGUCACUGCUGAGUUUAACCUCACAGCUGAAGUUCUCAAACAGCUUUCAAGUCGCAUGGAAUAUAGAGGAUGUGAAGAGAUUGAAUUCAGCCAGCUCAUCUUCAAAGAGGAUGUCUUCAAUGACAGCUACUUCGGGGACCACCUGCGUGGCCAGAUCUCCACAGAAGAGCUUCACUUUGGGGAAGGGGUGCACCGCAAAGCUUUCCGUAGCACAGUGAUGCAGGGCCUCAUGCCUGUCUUCCAGCCCGGCCACGCAUGCGUGCUCAAGGUGCACAACGCUGUUGCCCAUGGGACCAGAAACAAUGAUGAACUUGUGCAGAGGAACUACAAACUCGCCGCCCAGGAAUGCUACGUUCAAAAUACUGCCAGAUACUAUGCCAAGAUCUACGCUGCUGAAGCACAGCCUCUGGAAGGCUUUGGAGAGGUGCCAGAAAUCAUCCCUAUUUUCCUCAUCCAUCGGCCCGAGAACAACAUCCCUUACGCCACAGUGGAGGAGGAGCUGAUUGGAGAAUUCGUGAAGUACUCCAUCCGGGAUGGGAAGGAGAUUAACUUCCUCAGACGGGAUUCGGAGGCUGGUCAGAAGUGCUGCACCUUCCAGCACUGGGUGUACCAGAAAACCAGUGGCUGUCUCCUGGUCACGGACAUGCAGGGUGUGGGAAUGAAGUUAACCGAUGUUGGCAUAGCAACACUAGCUAAAGGGUACAAAGGCUUCAAGGGCAACUGCUCCAUGACCUUCAUCGAUCAGUUUAAAGCGCUGCACCAGUGUAACAAGUACUGUAAAAUGCUGGGGCUGAAAUCCCUUCAAAACAACAACCAGAAGCCUAAGAAAGCGAGCAUCUCGAAAGGCAGAGUGCAGACGAACUCUGUGACCGUGAAGCCGCCCGAGUCUGGGACUCCCACAGAAAAGAAAGCCUAGCAUCUCCCUCUCAUCCCUUAGUAACAAGUGACCACCAGCUGGCAGCACUCAGGCUUGCAAGUGGAUAUCUGCAGACACACGGAGGACAAGAACCUGCAGCCUGCAGAGAGUGUCCCAGUCCUUCGCAGCCCUCUGUCACUUGCUGUCUGCCAGAAUGACUUUGGAAUGGAUCUUUGUGACUAGCCUCGUAGGGAGACUCAUCAGUUCUAUCUCGAAAGCAAUCCACUUUUUAUGUACACCACUAGUGUGUCUACCCACCUCACGUUGUGUGUCUAUUUGUGUGUUGCACGUGGUUUGUCGUCAAGAGUUCCAUGCUGCCUGGCAACUGUCCACUGUCAAAACCCUUCCCACCUCGUCUUCUCACCUCAGGAUUUCUGAACAUUUCUGAAAUCAUGAAUGUCAUGUGUCAUUUAUGCUAUUGUUGCUGGAGGUGGCUUCCCAAGUGUGAGGCCAUUUCCAAGCACUAUUCACACAGCCUGGCACAGUGUUCUGUUAAAAUAAAUUCGUAUUUAAGCAAAAAGGGUAAGGUGUACACGUCAUC
Molecule: messenger RNA, 6999 nt
Organism: Phodopus roborovskii (desert hamster)
Lineage: Eukaryota; Metazoa; Chordata; Mammalia; Rodentia; Cricetidae
Gene: Alpk2
Product: alpha kinase 2
Exons: 13
Coding region: 69-6458 (2129 amino acids)
Biological process (GO): protein phosphorylation
Molecular function (GO): ATP binding; protein serine/threonine kinase activity
Source: RefSeq, a predicted model, not a curated record